UCCUUGUUUAUAAUAGUGAGUGUUAAAUUGUUAUUUCCUGGUUGAGAUUGCUAUUGAAGUUCCAUCGUAGUAAAUUUGAGUGACCAUUUGGACCAUAAAAAGUUUGAUCCGGACUUUGCUUUUCUGGUUUAUUGGUCAGAACAAUUGUCUUAAUGGAAUCAAAUUGUAAAAGUAUUCAUGAUGAUAGAAGUGGAGUUAGCUGGCAUGAUUUGAGUAAGUCAGACUAUGCCAAAGUUAUUUUCUGUGAUUUAUAUAAUUUACAUCGCAACAAAGUUGGAUGCAGAUUCCAGAUCACAGAUAAUGUGCAUGAAGACCCCUGUGACUAUAUUGGACUUUUUCGUGUUGGAUAUGACAAUAUUUCACAGUGCCUUAUUUUUAAAUUGCUGUCUGAAACAAAAUGUGAAGAAGAUGGAAAACAACUUUGCUGUGAAUUUAAAUGGGAUGAAUUACCAAAACUUGAACAUGGUUUUUAUCAAUUUGUGUAUAUCACAUGUGAUAAAGAAAUCUGUGGAGCCAGCAUGCCUUUUGAAAUAAGGGGUUCUGAUGCCCAAAAUGAUUCAUCUGAUGAAGAUAUAGUGGCUGAAAAUGUUGAAGAUGAUUAUAUUCUUGUGAAAUCGAAUGCAAAAGAAAAAGUUACUCUGUUGCUUAGUUUGCUCGAUGAAUAUCGUGUAAAAAAUCUCACCCUCUCAUCAGAACUGGAAAAAUGUACAGAAGAAAAAGCAAAAUUGAUGAAAGAACAUGAAGUAAGUUUAUUA
Stegodyphus dumicola is the source of this 755-nucleotide messenger RNA. RefSeq lists its product as uncharacterized. The record is from RefSeq and is a predicted model, not a curated record. NCBI's taxonomy places the organism in Eukaryota, Metazoa, Arthropoda, Arachnida, Araneae, Eresidae.